Messenger RNA from Gasterosteus aculeatus aculeatus (three-spined stickleback), 3665 nucleotides. Its product is annotated as polypyrimidine tract-binding protein 2. Gene Ontology annotation, biological process: mRNA processing. Gene Ontology annotation, molecular function: RNA binding. The record is from RefSeq and is a predicted model, not a curated record. Gene Ontology annotation, cellular component: nucleus. NCBI's taxonomy places the organism in Eukaryota, Metazoa, Chordata, Actinopteri, Perciformes, Gasterosteidae.
UAAUGCCGCUGUGGUUGCCGGUUGAUAUUAAAAAACGAGAAGAAGAAAAACGCCCAUUUUGCUCUCACAGGCAUCGAAUUGUGCUGAAACAUUAUAGAAGAGGACAAAGAGUUGCAAUGGACAGCGAUGUUGCAGUCGGUGUAAAGAGAGGCUCAGAGGAGCUCAACAUGUACAGCAGCAGCCCGACCGCUUUGACCGCGAACGGCAGCGACAGCAAGAAGCAGCGGCUGGAAGAGUCCCCUCCUUCCAGAGUUCUCCACAUCCGGAAACUUCCCAACGAAGUGUCUGAGACUGAGGUCAUUGCCUUGGGGCUGCCCUUUGGAAAGGUCACCAAUAUACUGAUGCUCAAGGGGAAAAACCAGGCGUUCCUGGAGUUGGGCACAGAGGAAGCAGCCAUUACUAUGGUGAACUACUACACCGCCGUCACGCCCCAGGUCAGAAACACUCCCGUCUUCAUCCAGUACUCCAACCACAAGGAGCUGAAAACCGACUCGGCUCUGAACCAGAGGGCUCAGGCAGUGUUGCAGGCGGUGUCAGCCGUCCAGGAUGGCAGCUCUCCAUCCUCUGACCCCGGAGUGUUGGACCUAGCUCCGCCCCCGAGCCCUGUCCUGCGCAUUAUCAUCGACAACAUGUUUUACCCCGUGACACUGGACGUUCUACAACAGAUCUUCAGUAAGUUCGGGACUGUAAUGAAGAUUAUAACCUUCACCAAGAACAACCAGUUUCAGGCUCUUCUGCAGUUCAGCGACCCCGUCAACGCACAGCAAGCUAAACUGUCUUUGGACGGACAGAACAUCUAUAAUUCAUGCUGUACUCUGCGGAUAGACUUCAGCAAACUGGUCAACCUUAACGUCAAAUACAACAACGACAAAAGUCGAGAUUACACCAGACCAGACCUCCCUACUGGAGACGGCGAGUCGGCCAACAAGGAUCAUUCUCUAUUGGGUACCCCGUCCGGAGCGCUAGCGUCCUACUCUAGUGGAGGAGGGUACUCCUCCUCUCUCUCCCUCUCGCAGGGUGGAGGAGCCAUCAGUCCUCUGAGCGCCGCUGCAGCAGCGGCAGCCGCCGCCGGGCGCGUUGCUCUCUCUGGGUCCGGAGUGUCAGGAGUCCUGUUGGCAUCCAACCUGAAUGAAGAGAUGGUCACGCCUCAAAGUCUCUUUACCCUCUUCGGAGUCUAUGGGGAUGUCCAGAGGGUGAAGAUCCUCUACAACAAGAAGGACAGUGCUCUCAUACAGUUGUCUGAUGGCAACCAGGCUCAGCUGGCAAUGAGCCACCUGAACGGUCAGAAGGUGUUUGGUAAAGUGAUGCGAGUGACUCUGUCUAAGCAUCAAACUGUGGCUUUGCCCAGAGAAGGACUGGACGACCAGCUGCUCACUAAAGAUUUUUCUGGCUCGCCACUCCAUCGCUUUAAGAAGCCGGGGUCCAAAAACUUCCAGAACAUCUUUCCUCCCUCUGCAACUCUUCACCUCUCCAACGUCCGGGACGCCGUCGGAGAAGAGGAUCUACGUCUUCUGUUCUCCAACAGUGGGGGAACCGUCAAGGCCUUCAAGUUCUUCCAGGACCGUAAGAUGGCCCUGAUCCAGAUGACCUCGGUGGAGGAGGCCAUCCAGACUCUGAUGGAGCUUCACAACUACGACAUGGGGGGGAAUCACCACCUGAAAGUCUCCUUUUCAAAGUCCACCAUCUGACCUGUAGACCUUAAGAUCCAUGACGAGGGAGGAAGUCACUGCCACGAUGCGUCUCUUUUCCCGUCCCUUUGAUUUAGCAGUACGAUACUUUCAUCAGUGAAAUGUGCUUUAAUGUCCAAAGCUUAUUAUAUCAGUUCAAAUAUUGACAGAAAAGCCCAACUCCACACAGCAAAUACUAGUAGAAGCGGGCUUCAUCAGACUCAAAGAGCAGCUCAACUCCCACUGCUGCCCUGGCUGUGAUGGAGCAGUGCUCGUGACAUCACUGCUUGGUGGCUGCGGCUGAAGGUGUACACUGUUGACCAAAGCCUGCUGUUGCUUUUUUAAAGCGUUUUUUUAAUUAAAAUGAGCUUCUCCUUUUUGCACGGCCCUAUCCGCAUGUCGGCGUGGAAGGGAUCUCCUUUCCUGGAAUUUGCUGUUGAGGUUUGGCUUCCUGUAAUUAGUGAACUGUCUUUUCUCUCCACAUUGUGUCACCACUUGAACCACCGGCCAAGUCAAAUGCUGUUUUUAUCCCCAAACUGCCAUUCAGUCUGUGGUGGUGACUCCCGCCAUGGCGGACUCCGUCACGGCAGGUCGUCUAGCGUGUGCCGACUCUCCUCCAUCGGCUGCAGCCUUCUGAAGCGUGCACGUGGUUCAUCUGGGCACGUUGGUGCGUCCUAAUUGAAGCAGCACGCAGGAGGAAGUAGACGGCGUUGUGACUGAAGGUUAGCGUUGAUGUAAUUAUGACCAGUUCUACAUUACCAGCAUCCACUUUUAUACUUUGGGGGCAUGUUGGCGCCCCGUCACUAACAUAGCUGGCAGAGUUUAUCAGGGUGAUUUUAGAAUGUAGUCGAAAUAGCAGAGUGAGUAUGUUUGGAAGACUUCGGUGCCCAGAAGUCCUGAAGGGAAAAUAAAAGGAGCUACUUGUCGUCUACUUUUCAAUCGCCUGUUUUUUCUCAACUGGCCCACGUUUCUGAUGUUUCUCUUUUCAGCUGUUGAUACACGAUGGGAUUAAAAGCUGCAACGUACCACUUCGGUGAGGAUGUUUAAUUCCCCCCCAUUUACCUUUCCACUAGUGCUGACGUUAACCCGUUACUGAUGAGCAUUAAUAGUGGGGAUUCAAUGCUUUCAGCAAAUGAUAGAGGUUUAAAUCCCAUCCUUUAUACACCAAGAUGUUAGUGGGUGCGCACACACACACACACACAGCGGGCUCAUGUCUGUCUGGACAACGUUUCAUGUGAUUCUGGUUUUGGGAGGCGGCCUGGUGGGACUAAAGUACAUUUAGUCUGCGGUCUUCUUUUACCAAAGUCUGUUGUAAAGCUGUAAGAACAGAUUAUUUUGGUAAUUGUUUUAGAUGGAAGUGGAGCUCAUCUUUAUAGGAAAGUUGUUUUCUGCUAAAAUGCAUUUUCUUUUGUGGCAAAAUGUCACAUUGUCCCAAAAGUAUACUCUUUUUGAGCCUGUGUGUGUGUGUGUGUGUGUCUGUGUGUCUGUGUGUGUGUGUGUGCGUGUGUGUGUGUGUGUGUGUGUGUGUGUGUGUGUGUGUGUGUGUGUGUGUGUGCGCGUGUGCGCGUCAAUAAAACAUCUCUCGCUGUUCCGUCGCUCUGCUCUCACUUCUUCUCUCCGCUCUCCCCUCUUGGCUGCUGGUCUCUGAAAGCAAGCGGCUGGUUCACAAACGCGUCUUUCCGCUGAUCCUCUCUGAGGUCGGCUUGCUCGUCGUCCGAGAGUUUUGUUUUGAAAACACUUAAAAUAAUGCUUCUAUUCGUGGACCGAUUCCCUUUCCACGGUGAAAGCCUUCUGCCUCUUCCAGUGUCUCCAUAGAUGUGCAGCAGUGCAUGUGUGAUACAGUAAUAGGAAAACUGUACGCCGUGUUUUGAAUGUACAGACUGAUGUGCAUUCUGCAGCAGCUGCCUUGCUGCGCCUCGGAUUGGCUCGGUGGAAGGUUGGCAGAGAUUUGUAGAAUGUCCUCAUUUACAGAUUAAAAAGAUCCUUUUGAGAUUUUGA